Tripterygium wilfordii is the source of this 2287-nucleotide messenger RNA. Its product is annotated as microtubule-associated protein 70-1-like. The record is from RefSeq and is a predicted model, not a curated record. Gene Ontology annotation, biological process: cytoskeleton organization. Lineage: Eukaryota; Viridiplantae; Streptophyta; Magnoliopsida; Celastrales; Celastraceae. The transcript is spliced from 11 exons. The coding region runs from base 169 to 1986 and encodes 605 amino acids. Gene Ontology annotation, molecular function: microtubule binding.
UACAGUAUCUUCUCCUCUCCUUCCACGGUUUUUUGAAUAAUCUCCGUCCUUAACAUUUAAACACCCGCCUAAACCUCCAACUACGGUCGCACUCACUCUCCGUUUCUCUCUGAGUUCACGGUAACCUUUUAUGAACUCGGAAGCACCGGAUCUCUGUCUUUCCCGGCGAUGGCGAACGGAAACUACCACGCUACAAGCAACGGCGCGGAAGCUGAGCUACCAAGGCCGGCGCUGAGCUCUUCUGCUUCGUUCAAGGCGCGAAAGCCGAAGCCGAGCGUUUAUUCCGCCAUUUCGCGAGCUGGCUCUGACGUCGAUGAUAUUAUCACUCUCCUACACGGCUCCGAUCCCGUCCGCGUCGAGCUGAGCCGUCUGGAAAACGAAGUCCGAGAUAAAGAUAGGGAACUUGGGGAGGCACUUGCAGAAAUAAAGUCCUUGAGGAAUUCAGAGAGGCUCAAAGAGAAGGCAGUUGAAGAGCUGACAGAUGAGCUAAAAAAGGUGGACGUAAAGCUUAAAGCAACUGAAGCUCUUCUGGAGAGCAAGAACCUUGAGGUUAAGAAGAUAAACGAUGAGAAAAAGGGCGCUUUGUCCGCACAAUUUGCUGCAGAAGCCACACUUCGCAGAGUCCAUGCUGCACAGAAAGACGAUGAGAUGCCUCCUAUUGAAGCUAUCAUCACUCCUUUGGAAGCCGAACUUAAACUUUCUAGAAUGGAGGCAGCAAAAUUGCAAGAGGACAAGAGAGCACUUGAUCGACUAACAAAAUCUAAAGAAGCUGCUUUACUUGAAGCUGAGAGAACUGUAGAGAUUGCUGUGGCAAAAGCUUCCUUGGUUGAUGAUCUGCAGAACAAAAAUCAAGAGCUAAUCAAGCAGAUUGAAAUAUGCCAGGAGGAAAACAGAAUCUUGGAUAAAAUGCAUCGGCAAAAGGUUGCCGAGGUUGAAAAACUAACCCAAACUGUUCGCGAGCUGGAGGAAGCUGUUCUGGCUGGAGGGGCCGCGGCUAAUGCAGUGCGGGAUUACCAACGAAAAGUACAAGAAAUGAAUGAGGAUAGGAAAACUCUGGAGCGGGAAGUAGCUCGUGCGAAGGUUUCUGCAAACCGGGUUGCCACUGUGGUUGCAAAUGAGUGGAAAGAUGGCAAUGACAAGGUUAUGCCAGUAAGGCAGUGGCUUGAAGAAAGAAAAUUUUUUCAGGGGGAAAUGCAACAACUUAGAGAUAAGCUGGCAGUAGCUGAGCGCACAGCAAAGGCUGAAGCCCAAAUGAAAGAAAAAUACCUACUACGGUUUAAGGUUUUGGAAGAAAAGCUUAAAGCGUCCACUAGUAAUUCCCGCGCUGCCUCCGAUGGAAGAAGUAUAAACAAUGGGCGUUCACGACGGCAAUCGCUUGGCGGGGCUGAGAAUUAUUCACACUCAUCCUCCAAUGGCUAUUUAUCUAAGAAUUUGUUCAAUUCACAGUCUAGGUUAUUGCGAUCCAACAGUGCCAGCACGUUAUUAAGAAAUGCCAAGAUGUCUUCAGGAUCAUUUGAUGGGGGGAGUAGGUCACUAGAUAAAGAUAUGCCAAGGCAAGUGGAGACUGGGAAUGGCAAUGCACAUGUUAGUGCCAAUGAGGUCCAAAUCACAGAGACAGCUGCCACAGAUAACGAAAGUGCCAAUGGAACAGCAAGUGCAAAAUCAAAGACAGAACAAGAAGAUCAUGUUUCAGGGGUGUUGUAUGACAUGUUGCAGAAGGAGGUUAUAAUUCUGAGGAACUCCUGUCAUGAAAAAGACCAAAGCCUGAAAGACAAGGAUGAUGCAAUUGAGAUGUUGGCAAAGAAGGUUGAAACAUUGAACAAAGCAAUGGAAGUUGAGGCCAAAAAGAUGCGUAGAGAAGUGGCUUCCAUGGAAAAGGAAGUCGCUGCAAUGCGAGAAAGCAAGGAGCAUGAUAAGAGGACACGUCGCACCAGUGCGCCCAGAGGUUCUCAGCUACUUUCUGCAAGGAACACGCGAAUUCCGUAGACAAUCCACACAAAUGACAUGCAAAUAACAGAGAAAAAGGCACCUCUGGGUUCUUUGAUCUUGCAACUGGCAGUGGCAGAUGAAUAGUACUUGUCUUGAAUUCCCACUCUUUCCCCUCUGUCUCAGUCCCCUUAAGCAGCCUCAUCCAUGCAGGUAGUCCAUUUGUAAAGAACUGACGGUAGGUUCCCCGCUUGUAUAUUGUUUUGUAUUUACUCUCCACAUUAUGAGUCACCAAUGUCAAAGUAUGCUAUGACAAAUCCAUAUAAAAACUUAUUUUAACCGAACAAAGGAUAACUUAGUA